AAAUCCACCCCCCUCCCCCCCCCCCCCAACCCAAAAAAUCCGCUGCUCCGACUUUCUCUCUCUCUCUCUCUCUAGAAAUCGGAGAAGAUGAUGCACAUGACCUUCUACUGGAGCCGGCAGGUUACGCUCCUCUUCGACUCGUGGAAAACCGACACGUGGACGAGCUACUCGCUCACGCUGCUCGCCUGCCUCCUCGUACCGGCCUUCUACCAGUACCUCGAGAACCUGCGGGUGCGGAUCAAGCGCGCAGCCUCCUCGUCUUCCCCGAAAUCGGAGUCCGACGCGCCGAUCCGGACCCCGCUGCUCGCCGCCAAGCUGGGCGGCGCCGGAGGAAGGUUCUCGGCGGGGCGGCUGGCGGAGAGCGUGCUUUUCGGAGUCAACUCGGCGAUCGGGUACAUGAUUAUGCUGGCGAUCAUGUCGUUUAACGGCGGAGUGUUCGUGGCCAUCGUUGUGGGGCUGGCGAUUGGUUACUUGGCGUUUCGGAGUGGGGACGAUGAGGUGGCGGGUGCGGUGGUGGAGACUGAUAAUCCGUGUGCGUGUGCUUAGAAUUUUCUUGUAUUAUUGUGGUUGUUUGUAAUAUAUGCGUUGCUUUGUAUUUAAUGGUAAGUCGGCAGAUCUGCUUUCAUUUUGUUCA
Pyrus x bretschneideri (Chinese white pear) is the source of this 634-nucleotide messenger RNA. Its product is annotated as copper transporter 5.1-like. Gene Ontology annotation, cellular component: plasma membrane. The record is from RefSeq and is a predicted model, not a curated record. Gene Ontology annotation, biological process: copper ion transmembrane transport; intracellular copper ion homeostasis. Gene Ontology annotation, molecular function: copper ion transmembrane transporter activity. The transcript has a single exon. Lineage: Eukaryota; Viridiplantae; Streptophyta; Magnoliopsida; Rosales; Rosaceae. Bases 88 to 546 code for a protein of 152 amino acids.